AUGUCAUAUAUUGGUAUAAAUACAUCUGGAGGCAUAAAUCCAUGCAUCACAUUCUAUGAAAGAAUAUAAACUUGUAUUAAUAAAGAAAAUUUGCCAAAUAAGCUUUGUGCAAUUGAAGGAUUAGAUUUUUUAGAAUGCGUUAAUCGUAGGAAACAGGUAAAAUUAAUUGGUAUCUCAAUCACACUCUUAAAAAUAAAAUUCAUUAGGAAUUACAUAAGAAUAGAAUUCUUGUAUUACCUACAUAUGAUGUUGAAAACGAUAAAUUUUUAUCAAGAUAUUAAAAUGCAACAGAUGUCUUUAAAUAAACUCAUUGAACAAUAAUCAUAAACAGACAUUAAAAUAAUUAUCAUUAUAUAUUCAUUAAUUUGA
Messenger RNA from Paramecium sonneborni, 369 nucleotides. NCBI's taxonomy places the organism in Eukaryota, Ciliophora, Oligohymenophorea, Peniculida, Parameciidae. The record is from the annotation of a GenBank genome assembly.